Messenger RNA from Anolis sagrei ordinatus, 615 nucleotides. Lineage: Eukaryota; Metazoa; Chordata; Lepidosauria; Squamata; Anolidae. The record is from RefSeq and is a predicted model, not a curated record.
CUUCCUUCCUUCUUUCCUUCCUUUUCUCUUUCUUUCCUCCUUCCCUCCAUCAUGGGCCUUUGUGGGACCCUGGCCUCUCUUUUGGGGGGAUUCUUCUCCCUAUUUGCCCUCCUUGGCUCCCUUUGGAUGGACUGCUGGCAGGUGAACAGCAAGGGCUCGGUGGGUCUCUCCUUGCGCUGCCGGGGUCUUUGGGGGGAAUGCGUCUGGGACAAGUUCGUCAAGAUCUGGACCUGCGAUGUCUUUGGAUCCUACCUGAACCCACAGCCAGAGGCCAUCCUGGUCACCCGGAUUGCGGUCAUCGUAUCGGUCAUUGCUGCCGCAGCGGCUUUGCUGUGCCUCGUCGGCGGGUGCCAAUACUUCCAAUGUUUAUGGGCCGGCAUUGCAAAGCAGCGUUGCCUUAUCUCCUUUGUGGCCCUCUCCCUCUUGGUCUCCCUGAAAAUCCCCGGCUUCCCCAGUUUCGAAUACGGCGCUUCGCUGUGGCUCGCCAUGGCCGGGAACCUGUCUGCUUUCUUCGCCGCCGGCGCGUCGUACUUGGAAAUGGCCUCUGGCGCUACGUCUCCCAGUGCGAGUCCGGGCAAGCUGCUUCCUGGGAACACCGCUUGCACUUACGUCUGA